Sphenostylis stenocarpa is the source of this 915-nucleotide messenger RNA. NCBI's taxonomy places the organism in Eukaryota, Viridiplantae, Streptophyta, Magnoliopsida, Fabales, Fabaceae. The record is from the annotation of a GenBank genome assembly.
AUGGAGUUCUUGGUGAUCUUCUUGGUGUUUCUAGUCCAACAACUAUGUGCUACGAAUGAGCAAGGAAAUACUAUUGAUUGUCCCCCUUCUUCCUGUGGGAAAAUCGCAAACAUAAGUCGUCCAUUUCGAUUGAAAAGUGACCCAACAUAUUGCGGCCACCGCAAGUAUGAACUGAGUUGUGAAAAUAAUGUUACGGUGUUAUAUUUGUACCGGGGAAAAUAUCAUGUGCAGGCAAUUAACUACCACAAUUUCACAAUCCGAGUGGUUGAUCCGGGAGUUGAAGAACCAAGUUGCUCCUCCCUUCCUCGCUAUUUCUUGUCUCAAUCCAAUUUCAGUGAUACUUAUCAUGUUCACGCCGUGGAUCCAUACAGAGCUACUCAAAACCAAUUGUUUCAAGGUAGUUCUAAUCAGAAGCGUCUUUUCGAGCACAUAAUUUACAUGAAUUGUAGGCAUCCAGUGAAUGACAAUUCUAAGUACGUGAAUACUACUCCGUGCGUGAAGUGGCACUCCGAAGGCUAUAUAUAUGCUAUCGCUGGUGACUUAAAAGCAGCGGACUUUGAAGUUGGUUGUCGUAUAAAGUUGGUUUCUCCCACGUCUUGGUGGGGUUUGGAUUCAAAUCCAUAUUCGUACGCUAUGAUGAACAGGGCGCUGGUUUAUGGAUUUGAGAUGUCGUGGAUGCCUUUCGCCUGUAAGGAUCAUUGUGGAAACUCAACUCAUGAUAGCUGCUAUUUGCACUCGUCCACCCUCCAGCUUCAGUGCUCGCGCUACUGCAGCUACAUAUUCGGAACAACGGAACUGGAAUGUGCUUGGCUCUAUGAUAUUUUCAUAGUUUCUUACUUUAGCGAAGACAAAUUGAAGAAGUUAUACUUAUAUGUUGUUAUAUCGCAUAGUUCGUUCUUUUUCAUUCUUGAUUGA